Messenger RNA from Trichobilharzia szidati, 635 nucleotides. The record is from the annotation of a GenBank genome assembly. Lineage: Eukaryota; Metazoa; Platyhelminthes; Trematoda; Strigeidida; Schistosomatidae.
GUAUAAACGUUGGCUGUUUAUUUAAAACACUUUUCACUGACCAACUCACCGUCCAACUGACCAAUAUUUAUCACAUCUAACUGAUCCAUUCGUGCAACUUAUAAAACUACACAGUCAGUAUGUUCGCAAUUAGCAAAUUCUCUUUCGUUAUCCUCAUCACUCUUUUCAUCUCCCAACCUUGGAUAACAUUGGUUAUCAAUGCUGUACCAGCAUUAAAUACAAAUGAACAAAGUAUUACAUACCCUGGUCUACAAAAUCCUAGAGCUGAAGUAUUCUUUACUGAACCGACAAGAGAAUCAGAAGAAUUGUUCAGAAAACAUUAUUACUAUCCAAAUUUAUCAACUGAUAGACGACUGUUCCGUAAACGUGCUGCCUAUAUUGAUUUACCAUGGGGUAAAUAAUCGAGUGACUGCAUUUUUGCAUCCCGUGCUAUAUGCGCUCACACUCUCAAAUACACACAACACAAAAACAAAUACUGAAUGAAGCAGAACUCGUAGUGGUAUAUACUUUAUUUAUCAAAACUUUCAUUGAACUUAUUAAAUAAAAUUCUUGACAAAAAAUAAAAUAAAAGAAAUAUUAUUUCAUAAAAACUUUUGAGACAGUUGAACACUUUAUGUGAAAAUAAAUUUCUCAAU